CCAUCAUUGAAAAUUAAAUCACUAUUUCCUAAUCUUAAAUAAACUAAAGAUUUUUCCACUUUAAACUUCCAAGCUCAUAAACUCCGCAGCAAAAUGCUGGAAACAAGGUGAGAAAAAAGUGUGAAAACAAACCAAAUUAUUAUACACACACUUUCCCACUUGGAUUUCCAUUUCCCAAGUGAAAGAAGAAUCCAAGGAUAAACAAACAAACAAAUCAACCCCCCAAAUUUCCUCUCUUUUCAUUUUGUCCACUUUUUCUACCUAAAUUAUACCCAAAACAAAAGUGGCAAAUUAAAGUUUUGAAAUUUAAUUUUAGUGGGUAGAUUAGAUGGGUGAGUAUUAUAAUAGAUCCAAGUCAUAUGUAGAUGGAAGAAUGGAUAUGGAGAAUUAUUACAUUGAAAAUGGAAAUGGGUGGGAAAAACCCACAAAUAUUGGAGCAUCAAAUUCAUCAAAUAAUGUUGGAUUUCAAGAACUAAGAUGUUAUAGUGCUUCAUAUGCAACUUCAGCAACAAUAGAGCAGCAACAAGUAAGUACCCAGAUGCCAAAAGAGCUGAAAAAAGGUAAAAGUGUAAAUGCAUCAUCAAAAGCAGGAUGGUUGUUUAAUGACCCAGAAUUGCAAAGAAAGAAAAGGGUUGCUGGUUAUAAAGCUUAUGGUGUUGAGGGCAAACUCAAGAGGUCUUUUACUAGAAGCUUUAGAUGGCUCAAAGACAGGUACUCUCACAUAGUUCAUGGUUGUUUUGACUGUAAUUGGUGCGCCUUUAUAUAUGGGAAGAACAUCAGAUUUGACAGAUUCAAGCUGUAGAUGAUCAGUUAUUUGUUUUUUAGGCUAAAUGCCUAAAUUAUGUGUGCUUGGAACUUGGAAAGAAUCAAAAGGGUAUCUGUUUUUGUGGAAAUAGAUUUGCUUAUUGUGGUGGAUCUACUCUUUUGUCUACACUUGAUAUAUUACAUUCAGCAGGUGGAGGGUUUUUGCCUGCUUAAGUUUUUUUAUAGCAUAGUUAAGGUGUGAAAAUUAAACUCAUUUGUUGUUAUUGUUAUAUAUUGGGAAGAUGAAUGUUUCACAAGUA
This is a messenger RNA of Beta vulgaris subsp. vulgaris (sugar beet), 1064 nucleotides long. RefSeq lists its product as hypothetical. NCBI's taxonomy places the organism in Eukaryota, Viridiplantae, Streptophyta, Magnoliopsida, Caryophyllales, Amaranthaceae. The coding region runs from base 329 to 802 and encodes 157 amino acids. The record is from RefSeq and is a predicted model, not a curated record. The transcript is spliced from 2 exons.